UCCCCAAUUCCAACUACUUCACAACAGACUAUAAAUACCUUCGCCUUUCAAUUCCUCACAACUCUCCAAUUCAAAUCAGAAAUGGCGAAAAAUCAGGUUCCAGAUUGGCUCAACAAUUCUCUCUGGUCUUCUCGUACACCUCAACAACCGUUAACUCCUUCAAAAACUUCAAAUUUCAGUGAAAAUACGAAUCAAUCAACGAAUUUAGGUUCGAAAACUUCAAAUUACAGUGAAGAUACGAAUCAAUCAGCGAAUUUAGGUUCGAAAACUUCAAAUUCCAGUGAGGAUACGAAUCGCUCGACGAAUUUAGGUUCGAAAACUUCAAAUUCCAGUGAGGAUACGAAUCGCUCGACGAAUUUAGGUUCGAAAACUUCAAAUUACAGUGAGGAUACAAAAUCAUCGGUUAAUUUGGCAGUUCCAGUGAUGCCGCCAGCUGUGAUAAGAGCUGAGAUUCGACCUAAGGCGGAAAUUGUUGGUAAUUUAAGUAGUGAUGAUGAAAAUGGGAGCUCAACUACUAUUUCUUCAACUGAGGAUAUUUCUCGCCAGGCUCAGCUUUCACAAGAGUUGUCAAGGAAGAUUAUUGAUUUGGGGGAAGUCCGGAGGCUAGCAUCACAAGGGAUACCAGAUGGAGCUGGCAUUCGUUCUACAGUGUGGAAGCUGUUGUUGGGGUAUUUGCCAACUGAGAGAGCAUUAUGGCCAACGGAAUUGGCUAAAAAGAGGUCUCAGUACAAGCAAUUUAAAGAGGAGCUCCUAAUGAAUCCUUCAGAGAUUGCGAGGAGGUUGGAGAAGUCUGCAACUCUUGAGAAUGAUGGAACAGGAACAGACAUUGACGGCAAAGGUGUACUCUCAAGAUCAGAAGUAACUCAGGGAGAGCAUCCUUUGAGUCUUGGGAAAAGUAGCAUUUGGAAUCAGUUCUUCCAGGACACAGAAAUUAUCGAACAGAUUGAUCGGGAUGUAAAGCGCACCCAUCCAGAUCUGCACUUCUUCUCAGGGGACACGCCAUUUGCAAAGUCUAACCAGGAUGCUUUGAGGAUUAUACUCAUUAUAUUUGCCAAACUGAAUCCUGGUAUUAGAUAUGUGCAAGGGAUGAAUGAGAUCUUGGCACCACUUUUCUAUGUAUUCAGGAAUGAUCCCAAAGAGGAGGAUGCAGCAAUCGCAGAAGCAGAUACUUUCUUCUGCUUUGUGGAGUUGUUGAGUGGAUUGCGUGAUAAUUUUUGUCAGCAACUUGAUAAUAGUGUUGUUGGUAUUCGUGCCACAAUUACAAGGCUAUCUCAACUUUUGAAAGAACAUGAUGAAGAGCUAUGGCGGCAUCUUGAAGUGACAACUAAUGUGAAUCCACAGUUUUAUGCGUUCAGGUGGAUAACUCUCCUUCUGACGCAAGAGUUCAAUUUUGCAGACAGUCUUUUUAUAUGGGACACGCUCCUAAGUGAUCCUGAAGGACCUCAGGAAACACUGCUUCGGGUCUGCUGUGCAAUGUUGAUUAUUGUCCGGAGGCGUUUACUUGGUGGUGAUUUCACUUCUAAUUUGAAGCUACUGCAAAAUUAUCCAUCUACUAACAUCAGUCACCUUCUCUAUGUUGCCAAUAAACUCCGUAUUAAAUCAGCUGGUUAGAACUUCUAAUCAGGAGGGCAAUAUCUUAUUUCUUUGUAUUUCUCCUCCGCAAAAUCCAAUGUGUUGCAAUAUUUAAGAAUGUAAAUGUCUGAGAUAGGUAAUCAGCCCCAUCCCACGGUCAGCAAUCUUGCUUUUAGCUUCAGGAUGAAUGUGUAGGCACGUGUUUUGCUUCAGAGAUGAGAUGGGAUUAGUGUCAUUUGCAAUUUUAGUUUGAGUUUUACUAAGAAGUUAGGAACUGUUUGUUUUGCUUGAAUCUAUACGUAGUUUUAGUUCACAAAGAUUAUAGUGAUGAUUUCAUUUGCUGGUAAA
This is a messenger RNA of Lycium ferocissimum, 1920 nucleotides long. RefSeq lists its product as uncharacterized. The record is from RefSeq and is a predicted model, not a curated record. Gene Ontology annotation, biological process: activation of GTPase activity; intracellular protein transport. The transcript has 10 exons. Bases 82 to 1611 code for a protein of 509 amino acids. Gene Ontology annotation, molecular function: GTPase activator activity. Lineage: Eukaryota; Viridiplantae; Streptophyta; Magnoliopsida; Solanales; Solanaceae.